AUGUCAGCCACUCCGCUGGAAGAAAAGCCUCCGUCCACAGGAGAGCAAACCGGCUCUGAACAAGGACAGUCCCUGUCCUUGGCCGAGCACGAGCCAGCACCCGACGGCGGCCUCAGGGCAUGGCUCGUCGCCUUCGGAGCCGCCUCCAUCUUCUUCUGCUGCCUGGGCUUCUCCAACUCCUUUGGCACCUUUACGGAGUACUACCUGAGCCACCAGCUCAGUGACCAUUCUCCCGACGACGUAGCCUGGAUAGGCUCCCUGUCUGCCUUUCUGCAGUUCUUCGUGGGCAUGGUCGGAGGUCCUCUAUUCGAUCGUUAUGGCUCCAUGGUCAUCUUCCCAGCCGCCGUCCUCUACAUCUUCGCCGUCAUGAUCCUAAGCGCCUGCAAAGCGUACUGGCAAAUCAUGCUCGUCCAGGGCGUCCUCAUGGGCGUCGCCAUGGCCUUCCUCCAGUUCCCCGCCAUGGCCAGCGUCUCCCAGUACUUUGACAAGAAGCGCGCCGCCGCCCUCGGCGUCGCCAUCUCGGGCUCCUCCAUCGGCGGCAUCGUCAUGCCCAUUGCCGUGUCCAAGAUGCUCAACAGCACGUCCCUCGGCUUCGGCUGGACGGUGCGCAUCAUCGGCUUCCUCAUGCUGCCCUUCAUGGCGUUUUCCCUGGCCGUCGUCAGGCCGCGUCUGCCGCCGAGGACGACGAGCUUCUGGAUUGCUUCGGCGUUUCGCGACGCCAAGUACGACUUUCUCAUCCUUUCGGCCUUUUUCGUCUUCAUCGGCAUGUUCAUGCCAAUCAUCUUCCUGCCAACGUAUGCCGUGCAAAGAGGCAUGGGCGCAACGCUCGCCGGAUACUUGCCCGCCAUCCUCAACGGCGCGUCGACAUUCGGCCGCAUCAUCCCAGGCGUGCUGGCGGACAAGUACGGCCGACUGAACAUAUACGCCGCCGGGUCCGUCAUCACCAGCGUCGUCAUCUUCUGCAUGGACUCGACCACGUCCAACGCGGCAAUCAUCGUCUAUGCUGCCGUCUUUGGCUUCACCUCUGGCACACUCAUCUCCGGAGCAACCGUGUCCAUCACAGGCUGUAGCCCCGACCCACGCGACAUCGGCACUUACACCGGCAUGGGGUUGGCCCUGGGAGCUCUCGGAGCACUGGUCGGGCCUCCUAUCGAUGGUGCCUUUGUGAGCCAUUAUGCGGGAUUCUUCGAGGCUACCAUGUUCAGUGGUGCCAUGUGCCUGUUUGGUGGGCUUACCAUCCUCGCGGCCAAACUUGCGAGCCCUCAGGGUCUGUUUAGCAAGUCGUGA
Molecule: messenger RNA, 1287 nt
Organism: Trichoderma citrinoviride
Lineage: Eukaryota; Fungi; Ascomycota; Sordariomycetes; Hypocreales; Hypocreaceae
Product: MFS general substrate transporter
Exons: 2
Coding region: 1-1287 (428 amino acids)
Biological process (GO): transmembrane transport
Cellular component (GO): fungal-type vacuole membrane
Molecular function (GO): transmembrane transporter activity
Source: RefSeq, a predicted model, not a curated record